UCCGUCGCGCCGCGUACUUGAAGAGCCGCACGCGGCUAAGAAGCGGAGGACAGAAGCGCGCGAAAAGAGGGAGCCCGAGAGAGAAAAGAAGAGAGGAUCUUCUCUCUCUCUCUCUCUCUCUCCCCCUAUCCUCGAUCGAGACGCGUCAGUUCGUCCACGUCUGCUGCCGGAAACGCUACCGGAAGACACCGGUUCUUCCCGUGGGAUUGCCUCUUCCUGUUGCCCGGAGGAACAGCAGGAGCCGAACGUGCUGCUUGCUUCUUCUUCGCCAUAGUGAGAGACGCGAGUCUUCCGCGUGUGCGCGAGUUCACAAAGAUUAUCCCGUUGAUCGAUCAUUCCGCGAUGAUCCCGCAUCGAUCAUCAGCGUGAGACUUCCGCUGAAGAUACCGUGGACGAACGGAGCUGCUGGACCGACUCUUCCGACAAGAGGCGACUUCCGACAGAAUAAGGUGCAGGAAUAUCGCUCACGAUUCCCCUGGCGCUUCCCGAAGUCAUCGUCGUGGAGACAUUCACCUUUAUCGUCGCCCGUGCAACAGCCUCGGAAAAAAAUUCUAGGAAGAUACCUCCUAGGAAGAGACAUCCGAAAGAAAUAGUACUUCGCGGAAGACGACGGAAGGCAUCGAUCGGCGGAUGAUCGACGACCGUGCCGGCGCUCGCGAGUAAGUCGGGUACAGAGAAAAAGAGGAAACGAGUGGUUGCGGCGGCGUAUGGGGAGGAAAAGAGCGAAGAAACGUUAGAGUGUGGCGCGAGACGAGAUCGCAAUGAAAGUCAAUAAACCGUGAUGAGUAACGGAGAGCAGUGGUCGGAGUGGCAUUAAUAAAUUAGUGUCUACUUGCUGCAAGCAACAGCAGCAGUAACAGCAGCAAGAGCCGGAGGAGGAAGAGGACGGAGAGGAGGAGGAGACGCGCGCGAAUCUCGAGUGCGUCGGUGUGCGCGCGCGCGCGGGUACGUGUGUCGAUGCGGGGAUUUGGCCAGUGUGUCAGUGUGAAAGAAGACAAUUGACUCGCAGCCACCGUCGGACGGUGCUUGGCGGGGGCCUUCUGACGUCACAUCCUGCCCCGCGUACGAGCCGCGAUCUCAUCUGGACCACGACGCGCAAAGCGAAUGAAGAACAAUGACCCACUGCGACAAGAGGAUCCUCGGGAUCCUUGUCUUACUCAACGUAGUCGCAAAGAUUCCGGCAAAUCGGACAGAUUCGCCGAAAACGGACAUGGUUGAGGAAACGGAGGUCUUCAUCACGACCAAGAGAACUUUGCCGGACAGGUGUCUCGUCAAGACAGAACCCGGACCUUGUAAUCACUACGUUCACAAGUGGACCUUCAACAAGGCCGAGGGGAAAUGCCGAAUGUUCUCUUACGGCGGAUGUCUCGGAAAUGAGAAUCGAUUUAACUCGGAAGCUGAGUGCCUUCAUUAUUGUAUCGGCGGUGCUGAUCAUACACUACCGCCUCAUCUCGUGACGAAGAGCAAUGUAUUCGUAACAACGAGCACCACGACGAGCAGCACUCCACUCCCGACGACUUCCAGCACACCACGGCCGACUUUCACACCUCCCAAGCCGACGAAGCCACCGGUACCAAAGCACAAACGAGGAAAGGAGUUAACUUUCAUGGAGUCAGGCCACGAGAAGACAUUUAUGUUUGCGCAAAGCAAUACUUUCAUCCAACUCGAUGGCCCUGGCAUCAAAACCUUUCAAUUGAGAUUAUGCCGUGAAAUAUCUUUCAAGUUUCGUACGAAACUUCCGCACGGUUUGCUGGUUUAUCACAGCGUCAAAGAUCGUCCGGAAAGUCUUGACCCCUACGCCCUGUACGUGAUAGUGGAGAAAGGUCAGCUAAAAGUUGUUCACGUGUUCGGUAAACAGUCGACCAGCCUGACGGUCGGUGAAGGUCUCAAUAGGGACGAGUGGCACAGCGUUCUUGUGAGAAUCGACGUGCACGGAGCAAAGUUAAUCGCCAGAGUCGAUGAUAAACAAGUCGAGACUACUUUGAAAGUCUUGGAACGUGUCGUGAAUUACGGCGUGUCUGAAGAGUUAGCCUCUGUCGUUCUAAUCGGAGGACUGAGCUCCGAAGAACGAUUACACGGGGUGAAGUACAUAAUAGAGUCCUUCGUCGGCUGCAUCAGGGAUAUGGUUCUGAGUUCCGGAAAAUCCGCCAGCGACCUGUUGCCCAUUCGACCGUUAAUCGCGACCAAACACGAGAACGUUAAAGAAGGCUGUAUCGAUAAAUGCAGGACACGGGAGAACUUAUGCUUCGUCCCAAAUCAAUGUGUGAAUCAUUACAAUAGCCUAACAUGCGACUGCUUUGGGACGAAAUACGAGGGUGAACGUUGCGAUGUGUACACCGCGACGAUACUGACACUAAGAGGUUCCUCGUAUGUGUCCUUCCGUGUGUACGAUUGGAAGGAUCGUGUUCACUCGUCUGUCAACAGGAUCAGCCUCGCUUUUAAGACGAAAUGGGACGAUUCGGCGCUGUUUUACGCCUCUGGCGAGAUCGACGGUACGCCGCAUUACGUCGCAGCUUCGAUCAUAAACGGAUCGGUUUACGUGGAGCUCGAUUUCGGACAUAACUCGAAGAUCUCUACUAUGUUGGGUGACUACGUCACGUCCGACCAUUGGAAUAACUUGACCAUUUUCCACAAUGGGUCUCUCGUCUUCGUCAGUUUGGACGAGGAGGUGAAGGUGCUAGAAGUGCCGGGAGAAAAUUAUAAUAUGAUCAUCGAUCCCGAGAUAUACAUCGGCGGUGGCCCGGAACUCCACAAGAAGAAGGGUCUUUUGUCACACAAUAACUUCGCGGGAUCCUUAAAGUACGUAUUUUUCAACGACAAAUCAAUUAUAUACGAACUGAAGCGUUUCAAUCCAAUGGUGCACUACAUCGGCGUAUUGGAGCCCGAAUAUUACGAAGCCGACGUGGAAGUCAUCCCGAUCACAUAUCCCUUCGCGGGAAGUCACAUCUGGUGGCCUGUCGAAAAAACCGACUCGCUGAAACUGAAUUUCGACUUCAAGAGCUCGAAACCGAUCGCGGUCGUCGCCUCGGGAGAAGUAAAGAGCAAUCGCGGACUUGGCUAUUGGGAGCUACGUCAAGUGAACGACGAAAUCCGCUUCCACUUACUGCCGGACGUGACGGAGAAUAUCACGGUGUCAGCGGCAGUGAAAUUUCCGCCCUACAACACUUCCUGGCACGCGGUGGAACUUAAUUACACGAAGGGCGAGCUCAGUAUCCUAGUAGAUUACAGGAAUAAACAGAGCAAACUCUUCGAUCUGACGUUCGAGCUGGGCGACAAAGUCAUCAUAGGAAGUGGCAAAAGUAACGCUGGUUUGGUGGGAUGCAUGCGUGAGAUACGAGUGAACGACCAAAGAAUCGAACCUAGGUACGUGAUCAACACCCAGAGAGUGAUCGGAGAAGUCGCUUUGGAUAACUGUCAGUUCGUGGACCCGUGCAAAAGGCCGAACACUUGCGAACACGGCGGUAAAUGUUCGGUCAAGGAAGACAGAAUUACAUGCGACUGCACGGAUACUGGAUACAUAGGGAAGAAUUGCCACUUUGCGGAAUACAGGAAAACCUGCGAGGAGCUGGCUCUCCUGGGAUUCACGCAGGACGAUGUUUACAUAAUCGACAUCGACGGGAACGGUCGAUUCCCACCUGCUCUGGUGAAAUGCGAGUUCCAGUCAAUCGAGGACUCGACUAAAACGAUCGUCGAGCACAAUUUGCCCUCCCAAGUGGACGUCAGAUCCAUCAUCGAGAGCGACUUCUCUUUCAGCAUCAAGUACAGGCAGUUCACCGCGGAGAUGCUUCAGGAGCUCAUCUCACAUUCGCUCUAUUGUAGUCAGUACGUGAAGUACGAUUGUUACAAGGCACCCUUGGAGCUGCACAGCGCCACGUGGUUCCUAGGAUCGAAGGGCACCACCGUCGAUUACAUCGGAAAUGUCAAUCGUGGAUCCUGCCCAUGCGGAAUGAACAGAACAUGCGUGAGCCCCAACUUGAGCUGUAACUGCGACGUGUCCACCGGAAAUGCGGGGAAAUGGCUGUCGGACGAAGGAUACUACGAGACACCCGACUCCUUGGGCAUCACCGGGAUGGUGUUCUUGCAACAGAGAGAUCUCGAGGAAGACGCUCGCGGACGUAUCACCUUAGGUCCACUGGAGUGCGUCGAAACAAACACACAGAAGUACGUGGUAACAUUCACGACGUCGCAAUCGUACAUCGAAGUGCCGGGCUGGAGAAAGGGUGAUAUAGCCUUCAGCUUCCGAACGACGGGUGAAAAGGCUAUUCUCCUAUACCAGCCACCUAUUCGGAACAACUAUCCUUCCUUCAUGGUCGCGUUGACGUCCGAAUAUCGGUUGACUUUCAAUUUCACCCUGAACACCGGCACCAUUCGCGAACUGGAGGUAAAGAGCCGGCGCAAGCUCAACAACGGCGAGUGGCAGAAGAUCUGGAUCGAUUACAACGACUAUCACGUACGAUUCAUGAUCAACACCGACUUCCAGAUGGUGGACCUGUUGUCCGAGGAGGAAUUUGGGCCCUUUGAAGGAUCCAUGUUCAUCGGUGGCGCUACCGCUGAGCACCUGAAGACCUCCUCCGUCCGACAAGGCCUCAUCGGUUGCUUUCGCGGUCUCGUUGUCAACGGAGAGAUAUUAGAUAUUCACAGUUACAUGUCGGUACAUCUGUCGGAAAUCAUCAAGGAUUGCAAGCCUUCGUGUCAACCCAACAAGUGUCAGAACGGCGCCAGGUGCGUCGAGUUGUGGAGCAACUUUGAAUGCGUGUGCGAGAAUCAGUGGGCGCACUUAGGCACUUAUUGCGAGACAAACAUCAACAAUAAGGCUCUGACGUUCACUUCGCCCGGAGCGUUUCUGAAAAAGAAUUACUUCGGAACGGAUGACCUCGAGGAGAAGAUACUGCUGAAGAGCAUGCUGCUGGAGAAUAUCCUGAUCAACUUGAGAACUUACGACACGCAUUCCCUGAUACUCUACGCGAACGAUCAUCUGAACAACUUCGUGCACCUCUAUAUUUCGAACGGCACCAAUAUCGUGUACCUCUUCAACGCCGGCAACGAGAUCAAGAAUAUCACCGUGGAGAAUCCAAAUGUCAACACGGGGAUCUCGGUGCAGAUCGCUAUCAUUCGGGGCGACAACUGGACCACGCUACACGUUAACGAAUAUAACGUCACACUGAACGCGACGCCUGUACUUCUCGACACGUAUUCGAACAAACCGUGGAUCAAUCCGGAGAAAGAGGUUUUGGCACCGCAACGACCGCCGGCACCACCGACUGAUUAUUUUCAGGUAAAUUUAGGAGGAUUCGAUCCUGACAAUUUACUAAGAGUUGGGAAAGAAGGCGCCUUAAUCCAAGGUUACGUCGGCUGCCUGCGGGGACUUAUGAUACGCGAAUAUCUCGUCGACCUACCGAGCUUAGCCAGUGAAGCGAAUCACGAAGGCAGCAAAGGCGUUUUGCCGAAUUGCCAGAUGAAGUGCGACGCGAUGCCCUGCAAAAAUUUGGGAAUCUGCACGGAGGACUUCGGCAGACAAGAAUCCUCCUGCAAUUGCGAGCUGACGUCCUACUUCGGUGAAUAUUGCGCCGAUGAAAAGGGUGCGGACUUUAGCGGAGAGAGCGUUCUUCAGCGAGAGUUCGAGUUGGAGGGCGAGAUAAACCAGGUGAAAGUUCAGCUGGCGUUCUCGACGAACGAGCUACGACAACGAACUACCGCGUUGCUGCUGGUACAGACCGACAACAAAAGGAGCUACUACUUAUUGGUGGCCUUGACAUCUGAGGGGCAGCUCAUCUUCGAGGAGGACCGGGAGGGCUCGGCUUACGGAGUGCGUCUCAACGAUCGAAACUUCCUCAACGGUGCACGUCACAGCGUCUACUACGAUCGCGAUAAUAAUACAUCGACUCUCUUGAUCGACCGUGAACCUGUACAGUUGCUGCCGAUACCAAUACUAAGCUUAGGAGACGAGGACGAAACUCCGGGUGCUACGGAGAUCCAACUGGGCGGAUUGAACACCACCGAUCCGCGAUUCAGCGCCUACAAAGGAUAUACCGGCUGCCUCAGCAACGUGGUGAUAUCGAUCAAUGGAGGCGCCGGUAUGAAGCCACUGGAGGAAUACAUGCUCUUUACGAAACAGGGCAGUGAAACAGUCAGGGCGACAAUACCCGCCGGCGUUAGGAGUGCCCAAUGCGCAGUCUUUCAUGCUCAACCACGUGGCCCCGAAACGUCUAGGAACGACAGUGUGGGUCGCGAUCGAGCAUGGGUGGAGGAUCCACCGGAAAGGACUUUGUACAAAUCGCAAUAUUCAGGCGCCACUCAAGAGGAGCAGGGUGCGGGAACCUAUAUCUUUAUAGCCCUAUGUUGCGUCUUCGUGGCCGCGGUGAUCGGCUGCAUUUACGAGGUAUGGCGAAGCGCGCGUAAGGACCGUCAACGACGUCGCACCGCGGUUUCGGGAACACCACCGACCACUGCGGUCGCUUCCGUUUCGCAACGAUGGCAACCGCAAUACACAGAUUCCUUGGUGGCCGCCCCCGGUGUGAAGACGGUCGGCUUCAAGAACGUAAUGGACGACGACAAGAGGCCGAAUGGCACCCAUGUGAAAGUGCCCAGCGCGAAGGAAUACAAGCCACUGCCGAAUACGGACCAGCCAAAAGACUUAAUGAACGAUAAAAAAGUUCACAUAAAAGCAGACGAAGAGCCAGAGAAAAAGGAGCUCCUAGGGGUAAAUACAGGCAUCGUCACUAAACCUGCGAAACUGAAUCCAUUCUCGAUGGAAGAUCUGAGAGAGGAACCAGAGCUGGAAGAGCGCGAGGAGGAAGACGAGGAAGAAGAGGAGGAAGAGGAGACGGGACAGGAACAGCCGGAGCCAGGACUUGAGAUGGAUGAACUCAAGGAUCAACCGCAACAACAGCAGGAGGAGGAGGAGGAGGAAGACGAGAGCAGCGAUCAAAAUGGCGAGCUUCUCGUUAGGCCGGUAAGAAACGCAGCAAGGAGAGCUUCCUUGACCGACGAGCUGGUGGAUCCGGUCAACUCGCAGGGCCUUCUCGAGACGAACUUCUCCGUGACGGGUCUUAACGAAAUCAGAACCGAGCGUAUAAUAUCCAGAACAAAUAACAUCGCACCGAAAAGACCGAUGAGUCUCGAUCUGAGCGCGCCGAUGAAGUUUAGAAAGUCACACGGAAUAACCGCUCAGCCCGAGAAAGUCACUGCGAGGUUGAUCGACCAGCGACUGCUGACGAAGUGAAUUAAUUCGCGAAGCACAGACGCCACAUCGGCGUCGUGUACCACUCUCGAGAUCUUAGGCUAAGAUCGACUGACGACAAUAAUCGCUCAAAGUGGUCGCUCGUUUGUAUCAUGUAAAUAUCGGGACGGGAGGCGAUCGUGUUGAAAUGACAAUCAUUAUACGCGCACACUUAAAUUUUAGAAGAAAAUAUGACGCAGUCAUUCCGUUAUAUCUAAAGUAUGAUGAGAUUACGGAACAGCUUAUGAACAGCUGCUGAAAGCCGCAAGCGACUGAAUGUUUCAUUUAAGCUUAGAAAUUGGGCGAAUUGGGCAUCUGUUUAGUAUAAAAAGUACAUUCUGUAGUCGUUUAAUACAAUUCGUCGUUAGAAAGCAGAAUAUUGGCGCGUUCCAUAUUUCUAAUGACUCAAAACUCGCGCGAAACCGUAGCAUCAAUCUCAUCUGCCGCGUUCUUUUUACGUAUUUAAUUGUAUAAAUUCUUAUUCGGCACGUUUUGGCUCACACAGUAGCCGUCUUCAGAGGGAGAGGAAAACGUUAGAACAAUGUACUUGACUAAAAUUAGCAAGUAAUCGAGCAGCACCUGUUUAUCUCAUUACGAAGCACAUCGCUAAUAUACUCCAGUAUUGAUUAGUUUUAAGUAAAGCCGCACGUAUUUAGCUCAAGCAGAAUGUUAUUUUAAGACUCUAGAGUGCCUAUAAUAGUACUUAGUAUUCGUCGUAAUCACGGCAACGACAAAAGUAAUGCAUCGUAAAUUUACAACGAGCAUUUCGAGAUAGGAUCGCGCAAAGUCGUAUUUUCGAGACAAGCCACGUAUAUCCGCAAGAGACACGUCGAUUCACUACAGACUUCGUCUGUAUAUUUUUUACGACACCGUUGGUACUACACGCAAUCGACACAUUUAAAACAAAAUCACUGCAUAUAUUUAUGUUAUCAAUCGCCGCCGGUGUACACCGCGAACGCACCGUUCAAUCAUCCGCAAUUGUAAAAUUAUACCACAAAAUAUAUGAAUUUCAUAUAUUGAGACGUGCAAAAUUUAUACAUUCAAUACGCAAUGUACGGUUCGUUCCGUGUGUGCAUCUGCGAGUUUGUUCAGUUUGAUUUCGCUGCUUCGUGCAAUUGUACAAAACAAGUGUGGCGUUUAUGCGCUUUUUGGUGGCGAUCAAGGUAAUAGUUAUGCGGAAAAAUUCACGAAGCAUUUAGAAAAAUCGAAUCACUCGGCGAAUGUCGGCGCGAUCCGGUCGUUAAUACGAGACGCACCAUACUUUCAGCACAGGAAUUGGUCUAAGACGAGUAUCGACGAGAGCGUUAUACCGUUAGACUCCAUUUUAAAACCCGAUGAAACGAAAAUGUCGGAUAUCGA
Molecule: messenger RNA, 8578 nt
Organism: Dinoponera quadriceps
Lineage: Eukaryota; Metazoa; Arthropoda; Insecta; Hymenoptera; Formicidae
Gene: axo
Product: contactin-associated protein-like 2
Exons: 27
Coding region: 1115-7222 (2035 amino acids)
Molecular function (GO): serine-type endopeptidase inhibitor activity
Source: RefSeq, a predicted model, not a curated record